This is a messenger RNA of Loa loa (African eye worm), 171 nucleotides long. RefSeq lists its product as hypothetical. The transcript has a single exon. Lineage: Eukaryota; Metazoa; Nematoda; Chromadorea; Rhabditida; Onchocercidae. The record is from RefSeq and is a predicted model, not a curated record. The coding region runs from base 1 to 171 and encodes 56 amino acids.
AUGGAAAGAAAAAAGACGACAUGCAACCGGAUCGAUGAAGGACUGCGGAAACCCAAUGUAAUUGCGAUUAGAUGGGUGAUUAUUGUUGAGAUGGUGCUAAGAGCUAAUUUCGAUUUCAACACAGCGGAAGUUGUGAAAGUUACUGGAUCUAAUGUUGUUGUAAUAACUUGA